Messenger RNA from Phaedon cochleariae (mustard beetle), 450 nucleotides. The record is from the annotation of a GenBank genome assembly. NCBI's taxonomy places the organism in Eukaryota, Metazoa, Arthropoda, Insecta, Coleoptera, Chrysomelidae.
AUGGUGAAAACACAGUUUUUUGACCUCCUUGAAGCUCAUGGAUCCACUGCUGAUGAUUUAUAUGCACUAUUAAAAGAGUCUCUAAGGCUGAAUAAAAUUCGAUCAACAAAUUUGGUUGGAUUUUCAUCAGAUACCACCAAUGUUAUGGUUGGAAAAUACCAUUCAGUAUUUUCCUUACUGAAAGAAGAAUUUCCACACAUUGUUUGUGUGAGGUGUUCCUGUCAUAUGGCACAUCUAGCCAUAUCAAAAGCUUGUUUGAAAUUACCCAGGCAUGAUGAAGAUUUACUAAGAAAUAUUGCCAGCCAUUUCAAUAGGAGUGCUUUACGAAGAACACAAUUUCAGGAGUUUCAAGAUUUCUUCAAUGUAGAAAUCCAUAAGAUACUGUCUCCAUCAAUAACAAGGUGGUCUAUCAGAGAGCUGGAACAAUAUGCACCUCUUGAGUCAUAUUAG